This is a messenger RNA of Hibiscus syriacus, 479 nucleotides long. RefSeq names its product cyclin-dependent protein kinase inhibitor SMR6-like. The transcript has a single exon. The record is from RefSeq and is a predicted model, not a curated record. Gene Ontology annotation, biological process: regulation of DNA endoreduplication. NCBI's taxonomy places the organism in Eukaryota, Viridiplantae, Streptophyta, Magnoliopsida, Malvales, Malvaceae. Bases 120 to 464 code for a protein of 114 amino acids.
AACUCAUUCUUUUGCUCUUUGAUUAAAAAGCAAUUUGCUUUGCCUCUGUUUUCAGCCAUUUUCUCACCUUGGGUUCCUUUUCUUCAUCUCCAAAAUCCCCUUUUCUCUUCCGAUUAAAAAUGGGGUUUUCUAAAAAAUCACAAGUAGAUGGAGUGCUAGAUUCCCCAGGGAAGAAAUGGGUAUUAACGGGUAUUGCUAUUAAGACAUCAUUGAAGCUAAUAAACACAAAACCAAGAGCAAAACAAAGAGAAGAAGAAGAAGAAGAUGAUGAAGAAGAAGAAGAAGCUCGUUCAACGACUCCAACUUCAAGGGAAGCAAGAAUACCAGACAAACUACCUUGCCCUCCGCCGCCAAGGAAACGCCGGCCUACUUUAAGACACCAUUAUAAUGGGGUUAGGGAGUUCUUUACGCCUCCUGAUUUGGAAACAGUUUUCAAGCUGCGCCAUGUUGAGAAAGCAAUCUGAGCUUAACCUUACUCC